AUGGGUAAGAAGUCGAAAAAAGCUCAAUCUCUUGAUAGUCUCGCUUCGAAUUGCUCUCCCAUUUUGGAACUGAAAUAUAAACAGCCUCUUUUCGCUGUUUUAUGUCAUCCUGAAGAACCUAUUCUAUUAAGCGGACUUGCUACCGGGCACAUUCUUUGCCAUAAAUAUGAUGCGCCAGUGUUAGAGAAGUUUUACGCUGGCAGAACUGACAAGGGAACUAUAGAAGGUGAUUUUGACAAGGAAAAACCGUGGGCCGUAGUUGACAUCGGAGAGGAUGGAAUCACCGAUGUUGAUGGACUCGAAUUGGUGUGGAAAACAAGACGGCAUAAAGGCAGCGUGCGCUCUAUGUGUUUUGGAGACAAUGGUAAAUAUUUAUACUCCGUUGGAAUUGAUAAUGUUCUUAAAAAGGCAGCAACUGAAAAUGGGAAGGUGGUGAAGAAGACCACAUUGUCUAAUGACUCUAAUAUCAAGUAUACAAAAGUUGUGAAAUCAUUAACUCACCCACUGCUACUCGUAGGUGAUGAAGACGGAAAUGUCAUCGUUCUUGACAGUGAAACUCUGGAAGUCAAAAAUAGCAUCAGAAAAAUUCACAAUGGGGACGCAAUUAACGAUAUAUUCCAAUUUAGUGGGAAAUCCGUCUACAAAUUUAUUUCUUUGGGCCAAACUACUUUGGCAUAUUGGGAUGCCAGGAAAACCAAUGAGGAUGACUUGAAACUCUCGCCCGAUGAUACCGAAUCGAAAAGAAGCGUAGCAUUGAGUGAUGAUCAGGAAGACGAGAUACUGUGUGGGACAUUUGUGAACCCAGAAGAUGGUGAGAUAUUGGUUUGCGGAAUGGGUGAAGGGGUCUUAACUCUUUGGAAACCUAAGAAGAAUGAUUUAGUAGAUCAAAUAAGCAGAAUCAAAAUCAAGAAAAAUGAAAGUCUUGAUUGUAUUGUACCCACUUUACAGGAUGAUAACUGCAUCUGGACAGGUUGCUCUGAUGGUCAAAUUUACAAAGUUAACGUUAAAACCAGCAAGGUAGUAGAGAUCAGAAAGCAUAGCAAUCUUGAUGAAGUUUCUUUUCUGGAUCUUGACUUCGAAUAUCGUCUAGUAUCUGGUGGUAUGGACAAGGUUAAGAUAUGGCAAUUCAAAGACGAAGACGAACCGUUGGAUUCUGGUAAUGAGGAUGAUUUUCAUGAGGGCAACAGUAUCACUUCAUCGUCAGAUAGCUCUAGUGAUGAGGAAUCCGAAGAAAAUAACGCUUCCUCUAGUCAAAAGGAUUCAAAUAGCGAAGAAGAGGAAGAUGAUGGUGAUGAUGAUGAUGAUGAUGAAGAAGUCUGGAGUAAAUUGAAUGAUCGGGCCGAUCAGGAUUCGGAAGCGUCCGGUGACGAUAGUGGUUGUAGCAUUGGACUCUCUCGGGAAGAACUACUUCAAGAACUUGACAAGGACUUUUCUGAGGAUGAUGAAGAAGCAAAGAAACGAACUUUGGAUACCGCGGAAGCCCGUCCUACUAAGAAGGCUAAGAAAAUGAAACAAAAGCAACUGACCUCAAAACAGUUGAGAAAUCUCCAAAGAAAUGAGCAUGGAAUCAAGAAAUUUGAAGAUCUUUAA
Messenger RNA from Lachancea fermentati, 1590 nucleotides. The record is from the annotation of a GenBank genome assembly. Lineage: Eukaryota; Fungi; Ascomycota; Saccharomycetes; Saccharomycetales; Saccharomycetaceae.